Molecule: messenger RNA, 603 nt
Organism: Necator americanus (New World hookworm)
Lineage: Eukaryota; Metazoa; Nematoda; Chromadorea; Rhabditida; Ancylostomatidae
Exons: 6
Coding region: 1-603 (200 amino acids)
Biological process (GO): ribosomal large subunit assembly; translation
Cellular component (GO): ribosome; cytosolic large ribosomal subunit
Molecular function (GO): structural constituent of ribosome
Source: RefSeq, a predicted model, not a curated record
AUGAUAGCCGAUCAGCUGAUCGAUCACGAGUGGAACCGAGAAUUCCCUCGUGAUUCCGGUUUUGAACGACAAGCACAGGAGGUGUAUCCUCAGACGAUGCCGGGAAUUUUAAAAGAAGCUAUUUAUGAUCGUCUAUCUUGCACAGGUAACGUCAUGGCACCAUCGAAAUCAGCCGCGAAUCCGUCGUCAAAAGCGCUCAUUGCGAAGAAGAAGGUUGUGAAAGGUAAUAAACUGGUACAUAAAAAGAAGAUCCGCACAUCUGUGCAUUUUCGUCGUCCUAAAACCUUGAAGACUCCUCGUGCACCCAAAUAUCCUCGGAAGUCAGCUCCAGCUCGCGGGAAACUCGACACUUUUGCCAUCAUUAAGCAUCCGCUUACCACUGAGUCAGCCAUGAAAAAGAUUGAAGAUCACAACACCCUUGUGUUUAUGGUUGAUGUGAGAGCAAACAAACAUCAGAUUAGGAACGCUGUAAAGAAGCUGUACAAUAUUGAUGUGCAGAAGAUCAACACAUUGAUCACACCACUUAUGGAGAAGAAGGCGUACAUUCGUCUUACCUCUGAUUAUGACGCUCUUGACUGCGCUAACAAAAUCGGGAUCAUCUGA